Vicugna pacos (alpaca) is the source of this 1437-nucleotide messenger RNA. RefSeq names its product motile sperm domain containing 1 (gene MOSPD1). Gene Ontology annotation, cellular component: cytoplasm. NCBI's taxonomy places the organism in Eukaryota, Metazoa, Chordata, Mammalia, Artiodactyla, Camelidae. The record is from RefSeq and is a predicted model, not a curated record.
CAACCGCGGCUCAUCCUCGAGGGCGGAGACAGGUGGCAUUUGAGUCCUCCGGUAUCCCAGCAGGCAGUGCAGCCUAGAGAUGCUGACAAAGGACCGGAGGAGCAGUCGCAGCUGCUUUCCAGGAGCUGGUGUUGCCGAGUUGCCAAAAUGCUUUGGAGUUUUUAACUGACUUUAAGAAAAGUCCGAAAUAGAUUUGAAACUGUCAAAACAGAAGCUGCAGCAAGGGGGAUUCAGUGCCAAUGCAUCAACAAAAAAGACAGCCAGAGUUAGUGGAAGGAAAUCUUCCGGUGUUUGUAUUUCCCACGGAGCUAAUAUUUUAUGCAGAUGACCAGUCAACACAUAAGCAAGUGUUGACUCUGUAUAAUCCCUAUGAGUUUGCCUUAAAGUUCAAAGUUUUGUGUACUACUCCAAAUAAGUAUGUUGUCGUUGAUGCUGCAGGUGCAGUAAAGCCUCAGUGUUGUGUGGAUAUUGUGAUUCGCCAUAGAGAUGUUCGAUCCUGUCACUAUGGUGUAAUAGACAAAUUCCGCCUCCAAGUUUCCGAGCAAAGCCAGAGGAAGGCUUUAGGAAGGAAAGAGGUUGUGGCUACUCUUCUCCCAUCGGCAAAAGAACAACAAAAGGAAGAAGAGGAAAAAAGAAUAAAGGAACACUUAACUGAAAGUUUAUUUUUUGAGCAGUCAUUUCAACCAGAAAACAGAACUGCCUCCUCAGGACCUAGUUUACUGACUGUCUUCCUGGGAGUGGUGUGCAUUGCGGCUCUGAUGCUUCCCACGCUGGGGGAUGUGGAAUCGCUGGUGCCUCUCUACCUCCACUUAAGUGUGAAUCAAAAAUUAGUAGCUGCUUAUAUCUUAGGUCUUAUCACAAUGGCUAUACUUAGAACAUGAGCAAGGAAUUCAGUUGGCUUCUGAAGUAAAUUUAUCUUGAAAAUAUGAAUGUAGACUGCCUUUUAUCUCUAUUUCACUCCAUUAACGUGGUACAAACUAUUGAAUGAUUUACAAUAAUUGUAAAUGUAUAAUAUAUAUUUUAAAUUACUCUAUAAUUUUAUUCCAAGGACUCCAACACAUUAUGGUACAGACAGCAAGGAUGCUUCUGAGUGACACUUAGGAAAUUAUUUGAAGAAAUUCUUUUUAUAUCUAAGUCCACUGUGCAAAGGACUUUAAUUAAGACAUUUGUUAUAUUCUCUUUUCUAAUUCACUUUGAUUGUUGAGGUCAUGUGUCCCUCAAAGUUAAAGGCCUAAAAGAGCAAACUGACCAGCUUAAAAAUAAAAUUACAUUUCCUAGCUAUGAACAUCAAUGUUACGAUGUAAAUUACAUCUUGUCCUCUAUCAUUAUAAACAGUUGCCAUGGUGUUUUUAAAAUAAGAGUUUUACAGUUAACGUGUAGAAGGUAAAAAAAAAAGCCUAAAGUACUGACAGCUCAUGCUUAUCUGAGGGUCUCACA